Messenger RNA from Larimichthys crocea (large yellow croaker), 2426 nucleotides. RefSeq names its product zinc finger protein RFP. The record is from RefSeq and is a predicted model, not a curated record. NCBI's taxonomy places the organism in Eukaryota, Metazoa, Chordata, Actinopteri, Sciaenidae. Gene Ontology annotation, molecular function: zinc ion binding; protein binding. Bases 368 to 2008 code for a protein of 546 amino acids. The transcript is spliced from 8 exons.
CACCACACCCGUGAAACAAACACACUCACUACCUGAGAGCUACCAUUCUCAUAAUCACACGUAUAUGCACACAAAGUUUAUGCCUAAGCAUUAUAAAGAGUAACUAUAAUAGUAGGUUGUGCUGUAAAUGCAGGUGUUUUCAGACCAGUGGUUAAAAGUAAAGCAGACAGAGGAAGCAGUGUUGGGCUCAGGACAUAGAGAGAGAGAGAGAGGGAGGGCCGGGCUGAUGAAUAACUGUGUUGACGUUACAUUUUCCUGUUUCACAGCUAGCUGUAAUGUAUUCAUACUCAUUCAUACGGCACGGGAGUCACCUGCUCUGCCGUCACUGAGGACAGAAAUUUGACUGGCCAAAAAGAAGUAAGCUACAAUGGCGUCCUCCGGUAACAUGCUACCAGAAAAACAGUUCCAGUGCACCAUCUGUCAGCAAGUGUUCACCGACCCUGUCACCACCCCAUGUGGACACAACUUCUGCCAGGUCUGCAUCCAGAACAUGUGGAACAGCAGUGAUGUCUGCCAGUGCCCCACCUGUAACAAGUCAUUUACCCCGCGGCCUGAAAUAAGCAUCAACACGGCCUUCAAGGAGCUGGCCGACACAUUUCGGAACAUUAUCGUCUGUUCGUCGGCCUCGCUGCUGUCCAUGGCCAAACCGGGCGAGGUGGUGUGCGACGUUUGUGCCACGACGUCCCUCCAGGUGAAGGCGCUGAAGUCCUGCCUGGUGUGUCUGACCUCGUACUGUGAAGCCCACCUGGAGCCUCACCGGAGGGUCGCCACCUUGAAGCUUCACAAGCUGAUCGAGCCAGUGAAGAACCUGCAGGACAGGAUGUGUAAGAAGCACGAGAGGCUGCUGGAGAUGUUCUGCAGGGACGAACAGAAAUGUGUUUGCCAGUUCUGCACCGAGACCGAGCACAAAGGUCACCGGGCUGUCACGAUAGAGGACGAGAGUGGGGGGAGGAAGGUCCAAAUGAAGGAGACUGAAGAAGAUUUUCAGCAGAUGAUCCAAGAACGACUGAAGAAAAUGGAGGAGAUCAAAAACUGUCUGAAGCACAGCACAAUGAGUGCAGAGAAAGAAAUGAAGGAGAGUGACCGUCUCUUUGCGUCUCUGAUUCGCUCGAUCGAGGAAAGACAAACCGAAGCCAGGACAGAGAUCGACCAGAAGCAGAAAGCAGCAGAGACAAGGUCGAAGGAGCUCAUUGACGAGCUACAAGCUGAAAUCGCUGAACUGCAGAGGAGAAACGCUGAGAUAGAGGAGCUGAGGAACACUGAGGACCAUCUGCACCUCUUACAGAGGUCGCCCUCUCUCAUGUCACCUCCACCCACCAAGGAGUGGAUGGAGAUCAGCGUCCACCCUGAACUCAUCGUGGGGACGGCGAGGAAAGCCUUGUCCAAAGUGGACGACACCGUGAAGAACGAACUGGACAGACUGAAGACGGAAGAGAUGAAGAAGAUGCAGAAAUAUGCAGUUGACGUUGUUUUAGACCCGGACACCGCCCACCCAAACAUCGUCCUGUCACCUGAUGGAAAGCAGGCAGGCCGCGGUGAGCUGCUCCACAUCGUGCCCGACAACCCCCAACGUUUUGACCCUGUCAUCUGCGUUGUGGGCAAGAGAGGCUUCCUGUCCGGGAGGUUCUACUUCCAGGUUGCGGUGGGGACAAAGACCUUCUGGGACCUCGGUGUGGUCAAAGAGUCUGUCAACAGGAAGGGGAUGAUCACCUCCAAACCGGAGAACGGCUACUGGACGAUGCGCCUGAGGAGUGGGGAUGAGUAUCGCGCUUUGGACUCCCCCUCCGUCCUUCUUACCCUCAAGGAGAAGCCGCAGAUUGUCGGAGUGUUUACGGAUUACGAGGAGGGGACUGUGUCGUUCUUUAACGUGGAGGCCAGAUCUCAUAUCUACACCUUCACUGGGUGUUUGUUUACAGAGAGGAUCUUCCCCUUCUUUAGCCCGGGUGUUUUAGAUGACGGGAAGAACACGGCGCCGUUGGUUAUUACAGCUGUUAAUCAUGAUAGUUGAGGAUGAGCCUUUGACAGUAAUGGUGAAUCAACUUUAAAGGUCCAGUGUGUAACAUUUAGGAGGAUCUAGGUUGUCUUACAUGCUUGAAAGCAAAGAGUGUGGCAACAGAUGCAACUAGAUCCUACACACUGGACCUUUAAAUGUGAAGUGUAGCUCAUAUCAGGCCAACAUAAAGCACUCACAGACAAAAUAUUAAAACCUGAUAAAACACAGCCAGCUGCUUGAAUAAUAAAACCAUCUAUUUAAAGUAUUUUACAAUAGAAAGUAGGCCAAUAGUCUUAAUAGUAAUAGACAGAAGAAAAUAUGGAUCAGUGAAGAUUUUAAACGUGUAUUUUCUUUUCAAGUUAUUAUUGCUUCAUAAAACGCCCAUCACGAUGUGUUACCUGUUUAAUUUUAAUAUUACACAGGCGUAUUUGUA